Messenger RNA from Sitodiplosis mosellana (orange wheat blossom midge), 4159 nucleotides. Its product is annotated as tyrosine-protein kinase receptor torso-like. The coding region runs from base 1171 to 3840 and encodes 889 amino acids. Gene Ontology annotation, molecular function: transmembrane receptor protein tyrosine kinase activity; ATP binding. NCBI's taxonomy places the organism in Eukaryota, Metazoa, Arthropoda, Insecta, Diptera, Cecidomyiidae. The transcript is spliced from 15 exons. The record is from RefSeq and is a predicted model, not a curated record. Gene Ontology annotation, biological process: protein phosphorylation; cell surface receptor protein tyrosine kinase signaling pathway; multicellular organism development. Gene Ontology annotation, cellular component: signaling receptor complex.
UUAUGACAGUGAUAAAUGCUUACAUCAAUUUGCGGCAAAUUUCGCUAUAUGUUCAUAUGAAAAGAUGAUAUGAAGGCAAGUGUUCACCAGCUAUGAAGCCAAGAUCUUGCUAUAAUGUUACAAUUGUUAUCAAAAAUUGAUGUAAACGAUCUAAACUGCAUCCGUUUCAUAACACAUGACAGAAAAGUUGAACUGAAUAAUAUCAGACCAUAUCCACAAUGUUAACGUUUAGCAUUGAACUCAAUUUUCGACGUCAAUUCAAGAAAUUAAAGUUUCAGAACAGUAUCGAAUUAUGUUUAUUUCGGAAUCAUCAAAACGGUUAGCCAAAAAAUAUUUUGUUGUCUUUCGCAAAUGUCAAAUCGCAUCUGAAAUACCCCGAGCUGAUGCUUAACGGUAACUAACACAGCACACAGCAUAUUCUGAGAAUUCACCGCAGACGUACCACUUUGUAACCGAGUCGGUGUUGGUUAAUCUGUUAGCGUCGGUUUUCGGUCGUGUGAUAUGCCUCAAUCGGCGCACAAAACAAACAAAUGAUACGCACAAAAAACAGUAGAAACACAAAAGUUGAAAAGAUCUGACAGUUUUGCAUAAAUACUCUGCGAAAAAGUGUUUCAUCUGUGGUGUGUAAACAGGCAAUGCAAACAUUUAAAAUGAAACGGAACUGUCAAACCAUUUAAACAUUAAAACAAAACAAACAUAAAAACAAAAACAAAAAAUGGUUACAAAUACCAGGUAAAGGAAGUCAUUAAAAAUCCUAAUGACUUUGUUCCGAUUGAAAGCAUAAUUUUUUUGCAUUGGUGCUGUUAGAAACACAAACAUUAUGCACGUUUUGUCGGAUUUUUUUUUCUCGAAUUAUGAGUGUGUCAAUCUUUGCAAACAAGACAUUAGCAGUUCCAAACUUGAGACGAUCGGACAGCUUUGCUUAACGGUUUUUGUUGAAAUAGUGUUUCGAUUGUAAAGUGUUUUGUGUAUGUUAACUUUCAAAAUAGAAACAAUUUCACAAGAGAAAGUGACAUUGAAUUCAUUGAAAACUCAUGUUUAGUUGCAAUUGGUGUGCAUAUCUGUCUUCUUUUGAGAAAUUGGAUAAAAACAAUCGACCAGUCGAUCAAAUUAAGAGAAUGCAAUCCGUGUUUUGAUGCUAUAAAUUGGUUUAUUUUAAUACAUGACAAAAUGCAGUCCGUAUUGAUUAAAAUGGUUCGAAUUCUGUGCAUCGUGCUAAUCUUUCAACGAAUCAAAUGUGAGAUUCGAAAGUUGGAAGAUGCAUUCGACAGUCUACAGAUAGAAAAUGUUGCCGGCUGCACGGCAAAGUGCCUGCACGGCAAUUUUACAACGGUUUUUUCUGGCUGUUAUGAGAGUUGUAUUAAGACAAAGCAGACGUUUCUGUUGAAUAGCAUCAAUAACAAAGACCAACAGAUUCAUCUUAUUUGUCGAGAAGUGGAUUCAUUAACCGUUGAAGUCGGCAAUGGCUCAAAGAUAUUCGAAAAUUCUAUUUUUCUGUUAGAAGUACGAACAAACAGCAGUGGACUUCCACUGCGAUUGGUUUACCUGAGCGAUUCAUCGAUUAUGAAGAUAGAAAAUUUGCAAAGAAACACAAUCUAUACCGUGAACACAAGUACGUUUAGUGAAAAUUUUGUGUAUCGGCAUUUCUCGAAUGUGGAAUUAUUCAAAACGUUGGACAACGAAGGUUACAUACCGAACCCGAUAUCGAAUGAAACGAUCAAACUGGGCUACAGUGUGCAAAAUAGCCAAGGACCACUUUUAACGACAAUCAAAUGGGAUCCAACAGACGACAAAAGUUGCAACUAUUACAUCCACUUGUAUGCGACAAGAGAUGAGAAUUACCUUCGUGAGCAAAACGUUCGCAAACUGCAGCCUAUCGAACUCUACCAUGUGGAGGAGAAAACACUAAAAUUCGAAACGGAGUAUAUGAUGGAGAUUCACGCAGUGAAUGGUAAACAUCCGAAUAUCAUCGGAAAUAAGAGUACGAUUGAAUUUAUAACACCAACCUGUUGGGAAUUCCAUGGAUUCGAUCUCCAGAAAUGCCGUCCACCACCUUUAUCAAAUAUAAACUCCACACAUGAAGAUCUCGACAGUGGUUCUUAUCGAAUAAAUGUCACAUGGGACAUGCCCAAAGGCAGUCCAGACCGUUACGAAGUUUCGAUAAAUCUGUAUAAGAACAAAGGAAACAUCCUAUCGCAGAAUGUUUCUGGGUCGAAGAAUUAUGCGUAUUUUUCUGAGGUAAACACAACGGACAUGUAUUAUGACGUAGAAAUCGUUGCGUUUUCUAAGGGAGGAUAUACAACGAAUCCAAUCAUUGAAUUCAGCCUGAAGAGACAAGACAAACACAAAGGAAAUCACACAGUCGUAGCGAUGUGCAUAUUAUUACCAUUCGCUGUUCUAUCAAGUCUAUCGAUCAUUUUCCUUGUGAUUCAAAAUCGACGCAGUCGGCUGAGGCAUAAAAAAGAGCUCUUUUCAAAGGAUAUGCACCUGCUCAAACUGAUCCAAACGUACAAAAAAGAUGAAAUGGAAAUCAAAGCAUCCAAUGUUGAUCUGUUUGAAGUGCUUGGUGAAGGAGAAUUUGGGAUUGUGAGAAGAGGACUGUUGAAACCAGCAAACAGAGUCAUCGCUGUGAAAAUGUUGAAAGAAAAUGCUGACAUCGAAGAUAUCAAAGGCUUUUUAAGUGAGAUCACGCUGAUGAAAUCAGUUGGGCAUCAUGAAAACAUCGUUGGAAUUGUUGGCCAUUCAACCAAAAUAUCCGACAUGAUGCUGCUCACCGAAUAUUGUAGCGAGGGGAAUUUGUUGGACUAUUUGAGAAAAUUCCGCGAAGCCUUUCCACCUGAAUCGAAUUACGAUUCGAAGUUGGUUGACAAAUUUACACCCGAAGACAAAUCGAUUUCACUGCAAACAAUCGAUCCAAAGAAUAUGCUCGCAGCGAAUGAGCAACCAGCCCAAUCAAACACGCAGAGUAUUGUCUUCAAUAGGCUGUACGACGAACAUGCAUUGGAAGAGCCAAUGUGUGAAAAACAACAUUCUUGCAAUAUUCUGUACGAAAAUGAAACCGACAUCGCAACCAGAGUUGCUGAAGACCCGGCGGUGUUACUGUUCGUAGAAAAUCGAUCGUAUGAUCUGUUGGUUUCGUCUGAAAAUGGCAUCCAGUCGAAACCGUUUAACAACGAUGGACAUGAAAUGAAACCGCUAAAAGCUGAUCAACACGACGCAUUGCCAUACCUCACCGGAAGGGAUCUCUUGAUGUUUGCCAAGCAAAUCGCAACUGGCAUGGAAUUUUUGGCAAACAAUAAAAUUGUGCAUCGAGAUCUAGCUGCACGAAAUGUUCUAGUGUGUACUGACAAAACGGUUAAAAUCGCUGAUUUCGGCUUGAGUCGCGAUAUUCAUGAGGACAAUUUUUACCAGAAAAGGACUGCAGGACGACUUCCAAUCAAGUGGUUGGCCCUGGAAUCGAUGACUGAUAAAAAGUUCACCAGCCAAAGUGAUGUUUGGUCAUAUGGCAUUCUGCUCUAUGAAAUAGUCACAAUGGGCGAUAAACCAUAUCCAUCUGUUAAAGGAGUAGAUUUGCUUGACUAUUUGAAAGAAGGAAAUCGCAUGUCACAGCCCAAAAAUUGCAGCAAAGAAUUCUAUGACCUGAUGCGAUCCUGUUGGCAUAAUGAUCCAGAUAAGCGGCCCGGCUUUGCGGAUAUUUCACUAAAAAUGGAUCAGUUCAUCGUCAAGACAAAAGAGAAUGGAUUGCCAGUCGACAGAUUAGAAUCAGCAACAUGUUGCAGUUUCGAUGAGCACCAUAAAGCUGAAACUACCCGUGAUAAUGCAUAUCUACGGCCAUUUUAAACAAUUUUUGUGAUCAAGUUUUUUUUGAGUCAAGAGAUUCAAUUUUAGACUAGAAUCAAGAGAUUGAUCGUUAGAUAAAGAAGUCACAGUUAGCAUUUUGAGAUUUCGGGCAUCCAGAGAUAAUGCCUAUAUAGUUGUGACAUGACUCUAAAUAUAUCGAUCGAAAAAUUACCUUUUGUUUUCGAUUAUCCAUAGCACUGGUGAAAAUAUGAAAGAAAAGGAAUUGUACUAAAAUGUGUUCUUUAUUCGAUUAAAUUUGUGACAAUUUUGUUCUUGCAGUGGCAUUAAUUACAAAAAGAAUUUUAUCAAUCCAUAAAAA